AUGCAACCCUUUGAUAGUGGGCAUGAUGACUUAGUCCAUGAUGUCGUUUAUGAUUUUUAUGGGAGACAUGUGGCAACAUGCUCUUCCGACCAACAUAUUAAAGUUUUCAAAUUGGACAAGGACACAAGCAAUUGGGAGCUAAGCGAUUCAUGGAGAGCUCAUGAUAGUAGUAUUGUGGCCAUCGAUUGGGCCAGUCCUGAGUAUGGCCGCAUCAUUGCUUCAGCCUCUUACGAUAAGACGGUAAAAUUAUGGGAAGAGGACCCCGACCAAGAAGAAUGUUCUGGCCGUCGUUGGAGCAAAUUGUGUACAUUGAAUGAUUCCAAAGGGUCACUUUACAGCGUAAAGUUUGCGCCAGCGCAUUUGGGCUUAAAAUUAGCUUGUUUAGGUAACGAUGGGAUUCUCAGGCUUUAUGACGCCUUAGAACCUUCUGACUUAAGAUCAUGGACAUUGACUUCUGAAAUGAAAGUACUUUCUAUACCACCAGCAAAUCAUUUACAAUCUGAUUUUUGCCUCUCUUGGUGUCCUUCAAGAUUCUCUCCUGAAAAACUUGCAGUCUCUGCAUUGGAGCAAGCGAUUAUAUAUCAAAGAGGUAAAGACGGUAAACUUCACAUUGCAGCAAGACUUAGUGGUCAUAAAAGUUUAAUAAGAAGCAUCAGCUGGGCACCUUCCAUUGGUAGAUGGUAUCAACUCAUUGCAACAGGUUGCAAAGAUGGUAAGAUUCGAAUUUUCAAAAUCACAGAAAAAUUAAGUCCCCUGGUCUCAGAGGAGUCUUUAACUAACUCAAAUAUAUUUGAUAAUAGUGCUGAUGUUGAUAUGGAUGCACAAGAUAAAUCGGACCCAAAUACCGAAGAGAAAUCCGAACUACAAUCAAACUUGAAGGUUGAACUUCUAAGUGAGCAUGAUGACCAUAAUGGCGAAGUUUGGUCUGUUUCUUGGAACCUAACGGGUACGAUUCUAAGCAGUGCUGGAGAUGAUGGGAAAGUACGUUUAUGGAAAGCCACAUAUUCAAAUGAAUUUAAGUGCAUGUCUGUAAUUACUGCCCAACAAUAA
Messenger RNA from Saccharomyces paradoxus, 1050 nucleotides. RefSeq names its product Seh1p (gene SEH1). Lineage: Eukaryota; Fungi; Ascomycota; Saccharomycetes; Saccharomycetales; Saccharomycetaceae. The record is from RefSeq and is a predicted model, not a curated record. The transcript has a single exon. Gene Ontology annotation, cellular component: Seh1-associated complex; nuclear pore outer ring. The coding region runs from base 1 to 1050 and encodes 349 amino acids. Gene Ontology annotation, molecular function: protein binding; structural molecule activity. Gene Ontology annotation, biological process: cellular response to amino acid starvation; positive regulation of TORC1 signaling.